Molecule: messenger RNA, 684 nt
Organism: Sparassis crispa
Lineage: Eukaryota; Fungi; Basidiomycota; Agaricomycetes; Polyporales; Sparassidaceae
Exons: 2
Coding region: 1-684 (227 amino acids)
Source: RefSeq, a predicted model, not a curated record
AUGGCCCAGUAUUCCUUCGCCGGGGGUUUCGUCCUGCAGACCAACGUGACCUUUAGCAACUACACCGUCGAUCGGGUAUUCAUCAACGCACUCGACGUGAGCGCGACCGGUGUCAGUGGCUUGCUCGGAUUGGGGCCCGUAAGCAUCUCUCUGCACUUGGAACGCAUGACUGCAGCCCUAUCUUUACCUUCGUCACCCCCUCCAGUCCUGCUCAGCAGUCGGUUGCGUCCUCUCAGCUCCCAACUUGGAAGCUCAGCGUUCUGCGGAUUGACCGUUCUGGAGAACGUGAGCGCUCUAUCGACGCGCGGGGGGGGGGAAGUACCGCGGGAGUCUCGCAUCGUCUUUCAAAGGUCCUUGCCUUCGACUUCGACUUCGGGCUUGGGCUUGGGCUUGACUGGGAUUCAUGAUGUGCGUGCCAUGCGAGAGCUUCUUUGCCGGCAUCGACGUGUCUGCGUUUUGCGUUCUGCGGGGGCGUCACGGUUCUCGUGCGUGUUUGGUUCUAUACGUCUAGGGAGCUCGUUCUUCGUGCGCCUCCUGCCCCCCCUCCCUCGUAGGCCUUCUGUGCAAUUGUCUCUUCUGCGGUAUCACCGUCGGAUCACGUCCUCACGCUCUUCUCUUCCAGAGGAGAGGGUCGUUCCUAGUGCGUCUAUCGCCCCAUGCUCCAUCCUCUAUCCGCUUGUCUAA